AUGGCGCUCUUCCAGGGCAGAGCCACCUCCUGGACCAUUCUGCAGCUUGUCAGUAACUGUGACCUGGACUGUGAUCUCUGCAGGGAUGACUUCCCGUACCGGGUAUAUGAGUACCAGAAGAUCCCCCCACUCAUUAACCGCAUCCCAGUCAAGACCAGGCGGACUCACUUGGGAGCAGGAAGCAAGAGCAGCCUGAGUCCCCAGCCUGGGAUGAGGAGCAGCACCAGCUCCACAACAGGACAGACAAAGUUGCAAGCUGAAGAGCUGCACUCCAUCAAGGGGGAGCUGAGCCAGAUCAAGGCACAGGUGGACAGUCUGCUGGAGAGCCUGGACCACACAGACCAGCGGAGAGAGCAUUUCACAGAGUCCAAGGAGAGUGAGAAGAAGAAGAGGGCAGAGCCAGGGACAGAGACACUAUCCCCAGUGGGAGAGGGGUCACUGGAGUUGCGGGGGAAGGAGGGGAUGGGGGUUGAUGGGGACAGCGACCUGCACAACAUCGGCAGUGCGGAGGAGAGCACAGACACAGAGGAGACGGUGAAAACCCACAUGUUGGACCCCAAGGGGAGCCAGUAG
This is a messenger RNA of Prinia subflava (tawny-flanked prinia), 573 nucleotides long. Its product is annotated as RNA-binding Raly-like protein. The coding region runs from base 1 to 573 and encodes 190 amino acids. The transcript is spliced from 6 exons. The record is from RefSeq and is a predicted model, not a curated record. NCBI's taxonomy places the organism in Eukaryota, Metazoa, Chordata, Aves, Passeriformes, Cisticolidae.